Messenger RNA from Penicillium verhagenii, 699 nucleotides. RefSeq names its product tryptophan--tRNA ligase MSW1. NCBI's taxonomy places the organism in Eukaryota, Fungi, Ascomycota, Eurotiomycetes, Eurotiales, Aspergillaceae. Gene Ontology annotation, cellular component: mitochondrial matrix; mitochondrion. Gene Ontology annotation, molecular function: ATP binding; tryptophan-tRNA ligase activity. The record is from RefSeq and is a predicted model, not a curated record. Bases 1 to 699 code for a protein of 232 amino acids. The transcript is spliced from 4 exons. Gene Ontology annotation, biological process: mitochondrial tryptophanyl-tRNA aminoacylation.
AUGACCCAGUGGAAGAGCAAGCUUCAAUUACCGGAGGAUGUUACCCUAGAAGAUUCAGAAGCCCGUGCCCAGCUGCGUCUGGGUCUCUUCUCAUAUCCCGUGCUCCAAGCUGCCGAUAUCCUUGUCCACAGGGCCACUCAUGUACCAGUUGGUGAAGAUCAAAGACAGCAUCUUGAGUUCUCCCGGUAUACAGCUAAUAGUUUCAACCAUCUCUACCGGCCAAUCUUCCCGAUCCCAGAAGCUUUGAUCUCCCCCGCCAAGCGGGUGAUGUCACUUAAGGAGCCCACUGCCAAGAUGUCCAAAUCCCACGCAGACGAGCGGUCUCGUAUUCUAUUGACCGACUCCCCAUCGGAGAUUCACAAGAAAGUCAAGGUUGCUUUGACGGAUUCGGAGCCAAUGGUGACUUAUGAUCCCGCUCGCCGACCCGGGGUGUCCAACUUGAUUGAGAUCCUUAGCCAUUUGGAAGAAGUUCCUUGCGCGACCCUCGCUGCCGAGUACCAAUCUGCUAGCCUUCGUACGUUGAAAGAGCACGUCGCAAAACGAAUUGCGUACCAUCUUCAGGAAGUUCGAGAACGGUACGUUGAGAUCAUGGCAGAUCAAAGCGGGUACCUGGACAUGGUUGCCCAAGAGGGGGCGGAGGCGGCUCAAGCCAAUGCGAGCCAGACCAUGCGACAGGUCCGGGAUGUCAUGGGUCUGUGA